GCCGGCCUAGUGCGGUGUGCAAAGCCUGUGGGUUGGCGCGGCCCGGACACGCCCUUCCCGAGCGGAACAAAACUGCGCGCGGGCCGGCGCGCCCAGCCUCGUUUCCAGAGCCCGCCCUCUCGCCUGCCCGCCGCCUGCCGCGCUCAGCCGCUGCCAGGAUGCCGAACUGGGGAGGAGGCAAGAAGUGUGGGGUGUGCCAGAAGACGGUGUACUUUGCCGAAGAGGUCCAGUGCGAAGGCAGCAGCUUCCACAAGUCCUGCUUCCUGUGCAUGGUCUGCAAGAAGAACCUGGACAGCACCACCGUGGCCGUGCAUGGCGAGGAGAUCUACUGUAAGUCCUGCUAUGGCAAGAAGUACGGGCCCAAGGGCUACGGCUACGGGCAGGGCGCGGGCACCCUGAGCAUGGACAAGGGGGAGUCGCUCGGCAUCAGACACGAGGAGGCCCCCGGCCACAGGCCCACCACCAACCCCAACACGUCCAAGUUUGCCCAGAAGAUCGGGGGCUCCGAGCGCUGCCCGCGGUGCAGCCAGGCCGUCUAUGCGGCCGAGAAGGUGAUUGGCGCUGGGAAGUCCUGGCAUAAGUCCUGCUUCCGAUGUGCCAAGUGCGGCAAAGGCCUCGAGUCCACCACCCUGGCUGACAAGGAUGGCGAGAUUUACUGCAAAGGAUGCUAUGCAAAGAACUUCGGGCCCAAGGGCUUCGGCUUCGGGCAGGGGGCUGGGGCUCUGGUUCACUCUGAGUGAGCCCCCCGCGCCCACGCCCCACUGCCCACGCUGUGCUUCUCAUCGCCCCCCACCCUGACGACCUCGAGACCGCCAGGCUUCCUCCCUCCCUUAGCCCUGCACGCGUUACUAAGGACUCGACCCGGGGUGUCUGGCUCCCUUGGGUUUGGGCGUCUGCUGGAGGCACCCCCCCAACCUGGCCCGCCGUGUCACCAGCGGGGCCUCUGACUCUGGGUGUCCCCUCUCCCUCCCCCCCCCCCCCCCCCGCCCUCAGAAGCUGAGUGUCCGUCAUCGUCAUCGGGGCCCUGCCUGGGGAGAGCCGUGCUCCUCGUGGGGGGCCUCCUGGUGUCCCUCAGGGCAGGCCUGGGGCAUCCCCGCCCGGCAGUCACGGGGGAUGUGCAGAUGGGCCCCAAAUGGAGGGGCCACCUGCCCUGGCCUAUCACCUUCGAGGCUGUGGGCCACAGUGCCCCCCAGCUCAGAGGUUGUGGGGGCGGGCGGGGAAGCAAGCCAGGCCCGAGGGCCCCAGUUCAGGAUGUGGUCUGGCCUCCCUGGGCUCGAGCUUCUGUGUGGCAGGGCCCUGAUGAAACACCCCUGACCUUAUGGCCACCCAAACCUGAGGGCGCGUCUCUGCCCAGCCUCGGUCCUGAGGCUGCGGGGGGGCGGGGGGGUCAGGCUGCACCCAUCAGCGCAGCCCAGCCCCGGGCCCAUCCUCAGUAUGCCCGGCUUGACCUGCAGACGCGGAGGGAGGCACAUGCGGCCUGCCUUCACCUGGACACCUGCCCCCUCCCACCUGGGCCCUGCCCCCACCCUUUUCCUGGGACCGUCGCGCUCUGGCCACACCGCCCACCCCUUCCAGGCCCCAGGUCCGGAGCAGCAGGAGGACGGGGCGGGGCCAGGCCCGCUGACCCCAGGGUCAGAGGGUGAUGCCACGUGGCGCUGCCUGGACCGAGGGCUGCAGCGCGGGCUGUGCUCAAGCUGACCCUGCACCCUGUCAAUAAAGCUGUCGGAACAGA
Molecule: messenger RNA, 1732 nt
Organism: Dama dama (fallow deer)
Lineage: Eukaryota; Metazoa; Chordata; Mammalia; Artiodactyla; Cervidae
Gene: CSRP1
Product: cysteine and glycine rich protein 1
Exons: 6
Coding region: 159-740 (193 amino acids)
Biological process (GO): sarcomere organization; muscle tissue development
Cellular component (GO): Z disc; cytoplasm; nucleus
Molecular function (GO): actinin binding; structural constituent of muscle
Source: RefSeq, a predicted model, not a curated record